Saccharomycopsis crataegensis is the source of this 372-nucleotide messenger RNA. RefSeq lists its product as uncharacterized. The record is from RefSeq and is a predicted model, not a curated record. The transcript has 3 exons. The coding region runs from base 1 to 372 and encodes 123 amino acids. Gene Ontology annotation, molecular function: protein folding chaperone. Gene Ontology annotation, biological process: protein insertion into ER membrane. NCBI's taxonomy places the organism in Eukaryota, Fungi, Ascomycota, Saccharomycetes, Ascoideales, Saccharomycopsidaceae. Gene Ontology annotation, cellular component: endoplasmic reticulum membrane.
AUGGGUGCCUCUGUUAUUCGUGAAGAUCUUGUGGUGAAAUACACCCACGUCCCUCCUGAGGCCAGAAACCCAGCUACUGGUAUGAUGGCCCAAACUAUGCCAAUGGCCUCUAUGUUUAUGAGAAAUAAAAUGAUGAGUUGGGCUUCUUUCUGCAUUUGUGUCCAACAUUACAUGAACUUCCGUAAUGUUAAACUUUCUGAAGAUGCGAAUUCUCCACUUAUGAGUCUUAUUCUUGCUACUAUUGGUCUUGUUACUGCUUACAUUGAUAUUCUUGUGCCAACUCCUCAGAUUAAGAAAAAGGCUGCAGAAACCGUUGCUGACGCCGUUACUUCUGUUGUUGCCACUGCGGUAGAGACUGCUACUGGUAUUUAA